AUGAAGAAUGCAGAUGACACAGGCAAAAAGGUUUGUGUGUUCUACGAAGUAGCAAAAAAUAUCAUUCCCGUGAAUGCAUUUAUUGGUGAUUCAGUACUGGAAACGGCACAUAAGAAUGGAAUAGAGCUGGAAGGUGCUUGUGAAGGAAGCCUUGCGUGUUCAACAUGUCAUGUGAUUCUUGGAGAGUCUGUGUAUAAAAAGCUCAAGGAGCCUUCAGAUAAAGAAUAUGACCUUAUUGACCAGGCAUUUGGCUCAACACGUACAUCCAGGCUUGGGUGCCAGGUACAGAUAUCAAAGGAUCUUGAGCAGACAACAUUCAUCAUUCCUAGGGCUACAAGAAACAUGGCUGUUGAUGGAUUCAAACCAAAACCACAUUAG
Messenger RNA from Ordospora colligata OC4, 378 nucleotides. Its product is annotated as adrenodoxin-like ferredoxin. Gene Ontology annotation, biological process: P450-containing electron transport chain. Gene Ontology annotation, cellular component: mitochondrion. Bases 1 to 378 code for a protein of 125 amino acids. Gene Ontology annotation, molecular function: 2 iron, 2 sulfur cluster binding. Lineage: Eukaryota; Fungi; Microsporidia; Ordosporidae. The transcript has a single exon. The record is from RefSeq and is a predicted model, not a curated record.